Exophiala oligosperma is the source of this 1818-nucleotide messenger RNA. RefSeq lists its product as uncharacterized. Bases 1 to 1818 code for a protein of 605 amino acids. The transcript has 5 exons. NCBI's taxonomy places the organism in Eukaryota, Fungi, Ascomycota, Eurotiomycetes, Chaetothyriales, Herpotrichiellaceae. The record is from RefSeq and is a predicted model, not a curated record.
AUGGCUGUUCAACAACAACAACAUACCGUUGCUGAACAUGGCAGAACAAAGAGCCAUGACUUUGUUAUGAUCUCGGAGACACACUCAACAGCUCAAAAUGACAUGCCGGAGAUAUUUCUUCUGCCAUCUUGUAAUGGUCACAACCUCUACGAAAUUUCGGUCGAUGAACUACAACACCUUUUCACCUCGGGAUCGCUAUCCUCAGCUGAAUAUGUCCAGUUUUGUCUGGACAGAAUCCAAAGGAUUAAUCCAUACCUCGAGGCCGUGAUCGAAACCAACCCCGAAGCCCUCGGUCAUGCAAGGGCUCUUGAUGAGGAAAGGGAGAAGGGAAAAAUCAGGGGACCUCUACACGGAAUCCCGGUCUUGGUCAAAGAUAACAUGGCAACGGCGGAUCGAAUGCAGACGACGGGCGGAUCGUGGGUGUUACUCGGUUGCGUUGUACCAAAAGACGCUCACAUCGUUCAUCUCCUGAGACGAGCUGGUGCCGUUAUCCUCGGCAAGACGAACCUGGACGAAUGGGCUGGUAUGAGAGGUAGCAUCUACUCUUUGGGUUACUCGGCUCGUGGUGGACAGUGUCGAAACCCGUAUCUUCUGAAUCGAUCUCCCAACGGUAGCAGUUCCGGCAGUGCAGUGUCCGUCUCGGCGAAUAUCGUGCCGCUCGCUUUCGGAACGGAGACGGACUGCAGCGUCAUCAGCCCGGGCAUGGUGAACGGUGUGGUUGCCAUCAAGCCGACCGUCGGCCUCACUUCUCGUGGCGGAAUCAUUCCCAUCUCCGAAACUCAAGACUCAAUUGGUCCGUAUGGACGAACCGUAGCCGAUGCGGCUCGAGCACUGGACGUGAUUGCCGGUCCCGACCCCGAUGAUAAGUUCUCGGUCGUCUCCGAGAGACGACAACCCAAGAGCUACUGUGACUUCCUCGUCGAUCGACAUGCGUUGAAAGGGGCGAGGUUUGGUCUUCCCAUGAAACGCUUCUGGGAUGUUGCACCGUACCCGCAAAAGGCCGUGGGAGAGAAGGCUCUGAAGCUGAUCCGGGAGGCAGGUGCGGAGAUCAUACCGGUCGACAUGCCCUGUGCCGUUGAGAGGUUGGAUGAAGAGGGCAUCUGGGAUUGGGAACGAUAUGGUGAAAGUCGACCAGAAAUUUCCGAGAUCACAGUCAGCAAGGUCCAGACAUACUACCUCAUGAACGAGUACCUGGGCAAACUCAAGAACACGCCCAUCAAGACACUCGAAGACGUGGUGCGGUUCAACGACGAGAACCGUGGUUCCGAAGGUGGACACGAAGGGGACCUCCCGGCUUUUCCUGACGGUCAACGCUUGUUUCGCAAAUGCGUCGAGACAAAAGGCAUCAAGGACGAGACAUAUCGUGCCGCGUUGAAACAUAUUCAGACGCAGUGUCGCGAGAAUGGCAUUGAUGCGGCAUUGAAAUGCCCCUCUGACAAGAAUCUCCAAGGAUCUCGAGACGAAACCCUGGACGCUUUGCUUUUCUUUGAUGUCAAAGCUGGUGGCAUCCAGAUUGCAGCGCAGGCCGGAUACCCCGUCAUGACGAUCCCAAUCGGACUCGAUCCGGAUGGGAUGCCGUUGCCGUUGACGCUGCAGCACACGGCGUGGAUGGAGGACCAGCUGGUCAAAUGGGGAAGUGCGAUUGAGGAUCUGUUGAAAGCCCACAACGAGGAGGGUGGUAUUUCGGUGUCUGAGAGGGCGGAGAGGAUGGGGAGAAUCCCUCCGACGUACAAGAAUCAUUUGAGAAAGAAUAUUCCCAUUGAGCCGGAUUAUGAGUGGCCUGGGAGGCACCGAGACCAAGGUGCGCCUAUCAAUUGA